AUGUGGUGGACUCCAGCAACCCAGCCUCGUCCACUGACAACCUUGCCGCCGCCCUCCUCCGAUGAAAUCGAGGCGAUAAUUUCCGUCACCAAGGGUUUUCUUGCCGCGCUGAACACAAAGUCCUCGGUCGAGUUUGACAAAUACUGCGUUCGAGCAGGAGGGAUGGCACUCUGGCCGCCACCUCCUACACUCCCUCGGUUUUGCACAAUCGGUGCUUUUGUGGAACAGAUCGCCAAAGUGACGGACGAUAUCGAUGAACGGAUCUGGGACCCAGAGGUCAAGGCAUAUGGCCUGGGAAACCUUGCCGCCGUGUGGGCACCAUUCAGGGCGAAGGUCAACGGAGUAGUGGACCAUGUGGGCGUCGAGCUCUUUAUUCUUCAUAAAGUGAAUGGUGAAUGGAAGGUGACGGGGUUAGCUGAUUCAUGCCGAAUUCCCACGGAAGAGGAGAAGCAAUUGCUCCUGUAG
Molecule: messenger RNA, 465 nt
Organism: Aspergillus melleus
Lineage: Eukaryota; Fungi; Ascomycota; Eurotiomycetes; Eurotiales; Aspergillaceae
Exons: 1
Coding region: 1-465 (154 amino acids)
Source: RefSeq, a predicted model, not a curated record